CUACUAGCGCCGAUAAUUAUUCUGCAUGAGAUUGUGACAUUGUGUAGGUAGCGAUUUUUGUUAGCCGAGGCCGUGGCCGAGGCAAAAGGCUCCUUCAUCCGUUGUUUGGAACUUGAAAAAAAUAGAAUAUUUGGCCAAGUCAAAAUAUCACGUACUCAAAAAUUGGACAUAAUUUAUCUUUAUAACUGCCGAAUCCAACUCAAUGUAGUUCUAUAUUGUAUAAGCUAAUAAAUCAAGGAGAUACGGAAGAUCGAUGGGAUUGAAUUGAUUAAUUUUAAACUUACUUGUAACUACUUAAAAUUCAGUGUGAUUACAUGAAUUACAAAAUUAGUAUUUAGUUGUAACUAUCUGCGCACUUAUUGUUUUCAUUUCUGAAGACGUGAAGAUGUAUCCUGUAGCACCACCUCCUCCACCUGGGCCUACAACAAACACUUCUGUUGGAGCCACAGCUAAUAGUGGAGGUAAUGUCACAACAAACACUAUUGGUAUACUUCCAGCUCAGCAAACCCACACACCUCCUCAACCAGUGGAUGUCCCAAUAUUUACUUGUCCAAGAAGACCCAAUAUUGGCAGAGAAGGUCGUAUAAUUGGGUUGAGAGCUAAUCAUUUUCAAAUAACAAUGCCACGGGGAUAUGUUCAUCAUUAUGAUAUUAAUAUUCAGCCUGAUAAAUGUCCUCGUAAAGUUAAUCGUGAAAUUAUUGAGACUAUGGUUCGUGCUUAUACUAAAAUAUUUGGAUCACUGAAACCUGUUUUUGAUGGUAGAAGUAAUCUAUAUACCCGAGAUCCCUUGCCUAUUGGGACAGAUAAACUGGAAUUAGAGGUGAUAUUGCCUGGAGAAGGCAAAGAUAGAAUAUUCAGAGUCGUUAUCAAAUGGGUAGCUCAGGUUUCUUUAUUUGCUUUGGAAGAAGCAUUGGAAGGACGAACCAGACAAAUUCCCUAUGAUGCCAUCUUAGCUCUAGAUGUUGUGAUGAGGCAUCUUCCUUCUAUGACUUAUACACCUGUUGGUAGAUCAUUUUUUAGUAGUCCAGAUGGAUAUUACCAUCCUCUAGGUGGUGGAAGAGAAGUUUGGUUUGGUUUUCAUCAGUCUGUUAGACCUUCUCAGUGGAAAAUGAUGUUGAAUAUUGAUGUAUCUGCCACUGCAUUUUAUAAAGCACAACCUGUUAUAGAAUUUAUGUGUGAGGUUCUUGAUAUACGUGAUAUAAAUGAGCAAAGAAAACCAUUAACAGAUUCUCAGCGUGUAAAGUUUACUAAAGAAAUUAAAGGACUUAAAAUUGAAAUCACGCAUUGCGGAACUAUGAGAAGAAAAUACCGAGUUUGUAACGUUACUCGUAAACCAGCACAAAUGCAGUCCUUUCCCUUGCAGUUGGAAAAUGGGCAAACUGUCGAAUGUACAGUUUCCAAAUACUUUUUAGAUAAGUAUAAAAUGAAACUACGUUACCCACAUCUUCCUUGCCUGCAAGUUGGUCAAGAGCACAAACAUACAUAUUUACCGUUGGAGGUUUGUAACAUUGUCGCUGGUCAGCGCUGUAUUAAAAAAUUAACAGACAUGCAAACAUCAACAAUGAUUAAGGCUACUGCUCGCUCAGCUCCUGAUCGUGAAAGAGAAAUAAACAAUCUUGUAAGACGAGCUGACUUCAACAAUGAUUCAUAUGUGCAAGAAUUUGGUCUUACUAUAUCAAAUAAUAUGAUGGAAGUUAGAGGAAGAGUAUUACCUCCACCUAAGCUUCAAUAUGGAGGUCGCUUAAGUUCUCUUAGUGGACAGACAAAGCAACAAGCUCUACCAAAUCAAGGUGUUUGGGAUAUGCGAGGAAAACAGUUUUUUACUGGAGUUGAAAUUCGUGUUUGGGCAAUUGCAUGUUUUGCACCUCAACGAACAGUUCGUGAAGAUGCAUUACGGUCAUUUACAUCUCAACUUCAAAAAAUAAGUAAUGAUGCUGGAAUGCCAAUCAUAGGACAACCUUGCUUUUGUAAAUAUGCAACAGGUCCUGAUCAAGUUGAGCCUAUGUUUAGAUAUUUGAAGUCGACUUUCCAAGCCUUGCAGUUAGUAUGUGUAGUCUUACCAGGCAAAACACCAGUAUAUGCUGAAGUAAAAAGAGUUGGAGAUACUUUGCUAGGAAUGGCCACUCAGUGUGUACAAGCUAAAAAUGUUAAUAAAACAUCACCGCAAACCUUAUCAAAUCUGUGUUUGAAAAUAAAUGUUAAAUUAGGAGGUAUUAAUAGCAUUUUAGUACCGAGUAUAAGACCAAAAGUAUUUAAUGAGCCUGUCAUAUUUCUUGGAGCUGAUGUAACUCACCCUCCUGCUGGUGACAACAAAAAGCCAAGUAUAGCUGCGGUUGUUGGAAGUAUGGAUGCACAUCCAUCUCGAUAUGCAGCUACUGUGAGAGUCCAACAGCAUAGGCAAGAAAUAAUUCAAGAACUCAGUUCUAUGGUUAGAGAACUUCUUGUAAUGUUUUACAAAAGUACAGGUGGCUAUAAACCACAUAGAAUAAUUUUAUAUCGAGAUGCCGUAUCUGAAGGACAAUUCUUACAUGUCCUUCAGCAUGAACUCACUGCCAUUCGUGAAGCUUGUAUUAAAUUAGAGGCUGAUUAUAAACCUGGUAUUACAUUCAUUGUUGUACAAAAGCGUCAUCAUACACGAUUAUUUUGUGCUGAUAAAAAAGAACAAAGUGGAAAAAGUGGUAAUAUACCUGCUGGUACGACAGUUGAUGUAUGCAUUACACACCCUACAGAGUUUGAUUUCUAUCUCUGUAGUCAUCAGGGAAUUCAGGGAACAUCUAGACCGUCGCAUUAUCAUGUUUUAUGGGAUGAUAAUCAUUUUGAAAGUGAUGAAUUACAAUGUCUAACGUAUCAAUUAUGUCAUACUUAUGUUAGAUGUACAAGGUCUGUUAGUAUUCCUGCUCCAGCUUACUAUGCACACCUAGUGGCUUUUCGAGCUAGAUACCAUUUAGUUGAGAAAGAACAUGAUAGUGGAGAGGGAUCUCACCAGUCAGGUUGCAGUGAAGAUAGAACACCAAUAGCUAUGGCGAGAGCAAUAACAGUGCAUGCUGACACUAAAAGAGUUAUGUACUUUGCAUAAAUGUUUAGAUACUAAACAAAAUCUUUAGGCCAAAGAUAUAAUCAGAAAUGUUUAACUUUUAUUAGAUUAUACAUGUUUAAAUGUACCGUAAAAAGAAUACGUAACUAAAUCUUAUAAAAGUGACGCCAAUUGAAAAAAAGUUAGACCGUAAAGCUGUAAAAAAAAGAUUUGAUAUGGGUGAACAGAUAAUUUUUGCUGAAAUAUUUCUGUGUUAUCUCUAUUUAUCAGAAAUACGGAAGUAAAUUGAUUUAUUAGGUUUUUGGUAAAUUAACAAUUUUCAAACUCUUUUGUGUAUAGUAAACAUUAUUGGUUCUGCAUGUAAAUGUUUCAUGAGAGCAUAAAUUUUUGAGAGAUUCAAUAACUAAGGAUUUUUAAAUGACUAUGUCGUAAUUUUAAAUUGUUCAAUGAAACUGAUGGAUUACAUUUACACAGAAUUUUUUCAUCAACAGUUGAAGUUUUUCUCAUCUUUUAAAAUAUCUGAAUAAUAUUAGUGUAAUUCCUACGUAUCAAAAAGAGUUUUCACAAUCGUGAAAUUAUUUAUCUUAGUGUACGUUAUUUCAUGGAAAAAAGUACUGUACAAAUACGUCACUUUUUAACGGGGCCAGUAAACAUUUAUUUAAUUUCAGACAAUUACUUACUUCUGAAACAAUACUAUGUCUCAAAAAUUUGAAAAGUUCUAACCAAUUAUUCAAAUAUCGUCGUUCUACAUUAAUUCAAGGAAUUUUUUUUCAUCAAAAAAAAUAAUUUUAAAAUGUGUUUCUUCAGUCCUAUUUUAAAUUUUUCUCACUUUAUAGGUGAAUCUGGUAGAACAAAAAAAAAUUAUUAUAAUUUUGUAAAAUGCAAAUCUACGGGUACCUUGAAGUUAAAACUUGUUAGUGCUACAUGUGUACUAGUAUCUACAUACUUCUGGAUCACUUUUUUACAUCGAACAUUAUGACACCGCUUACUUGAUCUAGCGAAAGCCAAUAAUAAUUUCCAUAAAUAUAUGUUACAUCACUUGAAAUUCACUUAUGUUAUUCCACAUGUUUUAGAAUUAUUUUCCUUACUUUUUCCUCUUUAUAUGUUAUUCUAAAAAAAAUUUCUUAACAAUAAAUGAGCCAUACAUUUUUAGUAACAUAUUGCUUUUAUGAAAGUCUGUGUUACAAUUACUCCACCAAUUUCGUGAUAUAAUACAACUUUGUCAGUAUAUUGUAAUGGUUAUAAAAUUGUUUUUAUAGUAUACAUUAUUUAGAGGAAUUUGAUUCUUAGUUUUGGUCAAAAAUAAGUUUGUCGUUAAAAGUUGUCAUAAAAACCAUUAGUCAUAAAAAGAUUUCGUGCUUAAAUUAUUUUAAAAACUUCUUCUGGUAAGAUUGACAAAUAACUUAUCAAUCUAAUAAAUUAAUCGUUAUCAAAUUGGUUGACACGAUGCUUGCAAUUUUUUUUUUUUUUUUUUUCUUUAAUAUUAUCUUUUUUUUGUGUGUAAUAAGAUUCCGAUUAUGGGACCGUAAGGGUUACUUUUGUUCUUUUAUGAAAUUAUUCUAUUAGCACCAUGUAAUGUCCACCUAAAAUAUUUUUUAUGAUUGUUUCUCAAAGUAAUUCAAUAAAACUGAACCUUUUUUCUAAUCUGUAUUUGUAUUAUCUGUAAUUAUAUUUUCUGAGAGCUGGACGGCACUGACUAAAAUUUUUUUUUAAGAUGAGUUACUUGCAGAUAAACGAAAGUUACUUACUUAAAAAUACUCUUAUAUUAUUUGAAGUUUCUACUGAAAUCUUACAAUUAGUUCUGUCAUCUAAAAAUAUUACGAAAUUUUCAAUAAAAGCUUAAUUAUUAAAA
Copidosoma floridanum is the source of this 4886-nucleotide messenger RNA. RefSeq names its product protein argonaute-1 (gene AGO1). The record is from RefSeq and is a predicted model, not a curated record. NCBI's taxonomy places the organism in Eukaryota, Metazoa, Arthropoda, Insecta, Hymenoptera, Encyrtidae. Gene Ontology annotation, molecular function: protein binding; RNA binding.